Peromyscus eremicus (cactus mouse) is the source of this 4297-nucleotide messenger RNA. RefSeq names its product coiled-coil domain containing 171 (gene Ccdc171). Bases 398 to 4282 code for a protein of 1294 amino acids. The transcript has 25 exons. The record is from RefSeq and is a predicted model, not a curated record. NCBI's taxonomy places the organism in Eukaryota, Metazoa, Chordata, Mammalia, Rodentia, Cricetidae.
UAUCCUGGAGCCGCCGCUCGGGCGGCGGGACGCUGGGGACGCGGAGACGAGGGGCGGGCCUGCCGGGGCGGGGCCUGGGAGGCGGAGAAAGCCGCGGCCGCCCGGAGCCCAGUCGCGUGUUCCCAGCCCCCGGAAGUGGCCGUUGUAAACUUCACCUCGCCGACUUUCUCCAUCCUGGUCCUAGAGUCCAUCGGCUUUCCUCAGUUGUCACUCCUUCUCCCGAGGGCUGCCUGGCCUUCCACCCUAGACCUGAAGCUGCCCGGGGGUCGUGGGUGUGCAGGCUGGACCACUCGAGCCCGAGACUUUAGUCCAUCUAACCUGUAAGUCACAGACAUCAUCAUAAAGAAGUAUAUCAUUAAGAAACAGUGGGCUAUUGUGAAAAAUUGGAAGACUUACCAUGAAUUUAAACACUUCAAGUAAUGCCACUACUGGGGAUACCCAAAGGUUGAAAAAUGCCUCAUUGGAUGUAAAGCAAAUGCUUAGAAAUGAAACCGAGUCAGACAUCACUGCCGAUCUCAGGAAGAAACUCCAUCGGGCUAAGAAGGAGAAACUAGAAAUGACGACGAAGCACAACACAGAGCUGUCAAGCUACGAGAGCCAGAUUGCCAGGCUGCGAUCUGAGGUGGAGAAGGGGGAAGCACUGCGACAGCGUCUGGAGUAUGACCUGGCUGUCGCUAGGAAGGAGGCUGGUCUGGGAAGACGGGCGGCUGAGGAGAGACUGGCCGAGGCACAGAGGACCCAGGAGAAACUCUACGCUCAGAAUUCAGAACUUCAAGAAAAGGCAAAUGAAAUUGAGAAAACAUUUCAGACUUCCCAAGAGAAAUGGAAAGAAGAAUGCAGGAGAUUUGAGCGUGAUUUGGAGGAAAGAGAUAAUAUAAUUCAAAAUUGCAAUCAAGAAUAUGAGUUACUUAUGCAGGAAAAAAGCAGGCUACAAACAACUCUACAGGAAGCACUGGAGAAACAUCAGCAAGAGAAGAAUGAGAUGGAGUCUCACGUCAGGGAGACUGCAUUGGAGGAGUUUAGAUUACAAGCAGAGCAAUGGGAAGCAGAGCGAGGAGAGUUACAGCUCAUAGUACAGGAGCAAGAUAGUGCUGUGAAAAAUAUGCAGAAAAAAGUGGAACAGUUGGAAGCCGAGCAUAUGGACUGCUCUGACCUUCUGCGACGACAAACGAGUGAGCUUGAGUUUAGCACUCAGAGGGAAGAACGCCUGAGGAAGGAGUUUGAGGCAACUACUCUAAGAGUGAGGAAGUUAGAAGAGAACAUUGAAGCAGAAAGAGCAGCACAUUUGGAAUCAAAAUUUAAUUCUGAAAUUAUUCAGUUACGGAUUCGAGACCUUGAAGGAGCUUUACAAGUAGAAAAAGCCAGCCAAGCAGAGGCUGUUGCUGAUCUGGAGAUGAUUAAGAAUGAAUUUAAAGAAGUUGAAAGUGCAUAUGAACGAGAAAAACAUAAUGCACAAGAAAGCUUAACAAAACUGAAUUUAUUAGAAAGAGAGUAUUUCUCCAAAAACAAGAAACUAAGUGAAGAGAUCGACGAACAGAAGAAAGUAAUUAUAGAUCUUUCAAAGAGACUCCAAUAUAAUGAAAAAAGUUACAGUGAGUUACAAGAGGAACUUGUAAUGGCUAAGAAGCACCAGGCCUUCCUAGUAGAGACAUGUGAAAAUAACGUGAAAGAAUUGGAAUCGGUCUUGGACAGCUUUACUGUGUCAGCCCAGUGGCCAUCAGGCAUCCACAAGGACAAAGAUAAGCCUCCCAGCUUCUCUGUUGUCCUUGAGACUUUGAGGCGGACCUUGACAGAUUACCAGAACAAGCUGGAAGAUGCUUCUAAUGAGCUGAGCAGCAUAAAUGAUGCCAAGGAAAAGACAUCCAAUGAACUCGAUUCUACCAAACAGAAGAUCGAGUCGCACACUAAAAAUAUAAAGGAACUUAAGGACAAACUGACUGAGGGUCAUAAGGAGCUGAGUCAUCUCCGCACCAAGUGUGCGGACCGCGAGGCCCUCAUAAGCACGCUGAAGGUGGAGCUGCAGAACGUCCUGCAUUGCUGGGAGAAGGAGAAGGCGCGGGCAGCCCAGUGUGAGAGCGAGCUGCAGAAGGUGUCCCAGGCCUUUCAGAAGGACACUGAGGAGAAGCUAACCUUCCUUCACACCUUGUAUCAGCACUUGGUAGCAGGCUGUGUGCUCAUAAAACAACCAGAAGGCAUGCUGGAUAAAUUCUCUUGGUCUGAGCUUUGUGCAGUCUUGCAGGAGAAUGUUGAUGCCCUCAUCGCAGACCUCAACAGGGCUAAUGAGAAGAUAAGUCACCUGGAGUAUAUCUGUAAAAACAAGUCCGAUACAAUGAGAGAGCUUCAGCAGACCCAGGAAGACACCUUCAGCAAAGUGGCGGAACAAAUCAAGGCCCAAGAGAGCUGUUGGCACAAGCAAAAGAAGGAGCUGGAAUUCCAGUAUUCUGAGCUGCUCCUGGAGGUCCAGAGGAGGGCACAGAAAUUUCAAGAAAUUGCAGAGAAAAACAUGGAAAAAUUGAACCGUAUUGAGAACUCACAUGAACAACUGGUUCUUGAGAAUUCACAUUUCAAAAAUGCAUUGGCCAAGACUCAGAGGGAACAGACGUGCUUGCUGGCGGCAUGUGCGCUGAUGGCUGGAGCAUUGUAUCCCCUCUACAGCAGGUCAUGUGCCUUAUCCACACAGAGAGACUUUCUCCAGGAGCAAGUCAACAGCUUGGAAUUGUUCAAACUGGAAAUUAGAACUCUAGCCCAGGCAUUGACAGCGGUAGAUGAGAAGAAACAAGAAGAAGCCAAACCAAAGAAAAAAUCGUUCAAAGGACUGAUUCGUGUGUUCCGGAAAGGUGCGAUUGCCAUUUUGGCAGCAAACAGACUCAAGAUCUUGGGCCAAUCCUGUGCCUCUCUUUUUACCUGGAUGGAAAGCUGUAAAGAAGGCAUAGGUGUGCUGGUGUAUACGGGAGAGCCCAAAGACAAGCGCAAAUUUCCAAAGCAUCAAAGGGAGCAGUUACGUUGUUUACAAGCACUCACUUGGUUUACCAGUUCUGACCUUCUUGCUGGGAUUGUCAGUUCUAUGGUCGAGCUGCAAGACGUCAUUAGUAAAACAGAUCCAAAUUCCAGAAUUUGUGGACAUUUACUCAUAGGUGCAGCCAAGAGUUCUUUUGCAAAACUAAUGGAUAAAAUUAGUUUGGCAAUGGAAAGCAUACCUCUGCGUAGCAGCCGGAGCAUAACAUAUGUAGAAAAAGAUUCCCUGGUUCAGAGGCUGGCCCGUGGACUUCACAAAGUGAACACGCUGGCCCUGAAGUAUGGUUUGCGCAGCCAUGUGCCCAUUAUGAAAAGUACUGCAUCAUUACAAAAGCAGAUAUUUGGAUUUACCCAAAGGCUGCACGCAGCUGAGGUAGAGCGCCGAGCACUGCGUCUUGAGGUCACAGAGUACAAACGGUCCCUGAAUGAAAUGAAGAAGGAGCUGGACAAGUCACAGAACCUGCAGAUGCAGUUAAAUGAGUUCAAGCACUCCAAACUGAUCACCCACGAGAAGUUUGAAAGUGCAUGUGAAGAACUAAAUAAUGCAUUACUUCGGGAACAGCAGGCACAAAUGCUGUUGAACGAACAGGCCCAGCAACUACAGGAACUGAAUUACAGACUUGAGUUGCACUCCAGCGAGGAAGCUGACAAAAACCAGACUCUUGGAGAAGCUGUUAAGAGUCUCUCCGAGGCAAAGAUGGAGCUGAGAAGGAAAGAUCAAUCUCUACGUCAGCUCAAUAGACAUCUUACCCAGCUGGAGCAGGACAAGCGUCGACUGGAGGAGAACAUCCAUGAUGCCGAGAGUGCCCUCCGCAUGGCAGCCAAAGACAAAGAAUGUGUUGCUAAUCACAUGAGAACAGUAGAAAACAUGCUUCAUAAGGUCAGAGAUCAGAUCUCACUGUCACGGACUGCAGCAAGUAGGAAUGACUUCACCCUGCAGCUACCCAAACUGCACCUGGAGACCUUUGCAAUGGAGGGGCUCAAGGGUGGGCCAGAGGUUGUAGCAUGCCAGGCCAUGAUUAAAAGUUUCUUGGAUGUCUACCAGCUUGCAAGUGCUAGAAUCUCUACAUUAGAGAAGGAAAUGACGUCGCACCGAAAUCACAUUGCAACUCUGAAAUCUGAGCUCCACACAGCUUGUCUAAGAGAGAAUGAAAGUUUACAAUCAGUAAGUUCAGACCAAAAUGCUUUUGUCUUCCUUGGGUCUUGGGUCACAUGUAUAUUCAUGUUUAUAUUGCUCGCAAGAUCAUUUGGCUGUAUCUGUGUGUGAGUGUGUGUUUAUGUA